AUGGGGUUCACUGCAUCAUUAUCAGAUACCAGUUUAUUCACAAAGAAGGAUGGUGAUGAUCUUGUGAUUUUAUUACUCUAUGUUGAUGACAUUAUCCUCACAGGUUCCAACACUUCCAAGAUUAAUAUAGCAAUCCAAGAAUUGUCUGAAGUAUUUGAUUUGAAAGAUCUUGGCAGACUCACAUUCUUUCUCGGGUUACAGAUUGACUAUAAGGAUAAUGGAGAUAUCUUUGUGAAUCAAACAAAGUAUAUCAAGGACCUUAUACACAAAGUAGGUUUGGAGUCAUGUAAACCUGCUACAACUCCCUGCAAGCCUCAUAAUUCGAUGCUUGUGACAGAAGGUAAACCAUUGGCUGAUCCUAGUAUCUACAGAAGUAUUGUGGGGUCUCUUCAAUAUUUGACAUUCACAAGGCCAGAUAUAGCCUUUGCAGUGAAUUCGGUAUGUCAAUUCAUGACUUCACCAACUGAUGUUCAUUUAACAGUAGUGAAACGAAUUCUGAGAUACUUGCACGGUACAAUUCAAGCUGGUAUUUGCUAUUCUGCAACUGCAGCAGUAAGUUUGAAUGCAUUUUCAGAUGCAGAUUGGGCUGCAGAUCUUAACACCAGACGAUCAGUGACAGGUUAUGUAGUUUUCCUUGGACAUAAUCCUAUUUCUUGGCAGUCAAAGAAGCAAACUUCAGUUUCCCGAAGCUCCACAGAAGCUGAGUAUAAAGCAUUAGCUCAUACAGCUACAGAUAUUACAUGGGUGCGCCAUAUUUUAAAAGAUUUAAAUGUUUUUCUUCCUCAUCCACCUGUGAUCCAUUGUGAUAACAUGUAUGCGAUAUCAUUGAGUGCCAAUCCUGUAUUUCAUUCAAGAAUCAAACAUUUGGACACAGAUUAUCAUUUUGUCCGAGAAAGAGUACAACCAGGUGAUCUGAAGGUGGUGUAUAUUCCUACAGAUGAUCAAGCAGUUGACAUUCUAACAAAGGGAUUGCACAGUCCUGCGUUUGUUAAGCAUUGUUACAAUCUGCAACUAGGAAAUCCUAGUUGA
Malus domestica (apple) is the source of this 1029-nucleotide messenger RNA. RefSeq lists its product as uncharacterized. The record is from RefSeq and is a predicted model, not a curated record. NCBI's taxonomy places the organism in Eukaryota, Viridiplantae, Streptophyta, Magnoliopsida, Rosales, Rosaceae.